AUGGCUUCCGACACAAAGACCUCGUCCAUGAAAGAAAUCAAAUUCGACGAUGCAGAGAAGAUCGAAAAGAUUGGUUCCGCGCAAGAUCGCGCUAAUGAAAUCGCUGAGCUCUCUGGCAUCGAGGCAACGGCCGCGUCGAAAGCGGCGUGGCUCAUCUCCAUCGUCGUUUCGCUCGGGGGACUCCUUUUUGGCUAUGAUACUGGCUACAUCUCCUCUGUACUCGUUACCAUUGGUACCUCGCUCGGCCAUACCCUCAGCUCGUCAGAACAAGAGCUCGUCACCUCGCUCACCUCCGGUGGUGCCCUCGUUGGAGCUGUCGGCGCUGGCUUCACGGCUGAUCGAUUCGGCCGAAAGAUGCCCAUCUGGUGUGCCUGUGUCAUCUUCGUCAUCGGUACCGUACUUCAAACGGCGGCAUUUACGGUCUCGCAAUUUGCGGUGGGUAGGUUUGUAGUCGGUCUUGGAGUUGGUAGCGCAGCGAUGGUUUGCCCCCUUUAUAUUUCUGAACUAGCACCUGCCAAAUACCGCGGUCGUAUGAUUGCCUUCAAUAACAUGUCUGUGACUUUCGGUCAACUCCUUGCAUCUGCUAUUGGUGCCGGUUUUGCUAAAGCAGGAAAUCCGGCCACCUCCCAGGCAUGGCGUGCAACUGUUGGUACUGGUGCUGCGCCGGCUAUCGCGCUCGGUGGCCUUCUUUUCCUAUGUCCAGAGUCUCCGCGUCAGCUUGUAGCGCACGACAAAUCGGAAGAGGCGAUGAAGGUUCUCAAUAGGAUCUACCCUACCUCCACGGAGGAGCAGCGUCGUGGGAAGAUUGAUAGUAUCGAAAUGAGCAUCCAGGAAGCAACACAAACCAUGGUCGACGAUUCUAUUUGGAUGUCAUUACGCCGAAUAUUCACUACACCUGCCACCGGUCGCGCUGUCUUAACUGCAUGCUUGAUCAUGGCGGUCUCGCAGCUGGGUGGUUUCAACACGUUGAUGUACUACUCUGCAACACUCUUUAAGAUCGUCGGCUUCAACAACGCCACAGCUGUCGCCAUCACUGUUUCCGGGACUAACUGGGUGUUUAGUAUGGUAAACUUGGUCCUUGUAGACAAAUUCGGUCGACGCGCUAUUCUUCUAGUCACGGUUCUUGGAAUGGCAAUUUGUCUGCUCAUUGCCGCCGUCUCCUUCCACUUUAUUCCAAUCAACCUUUCCACCCUAGAACUAGAGUCGGAUACGGUGGGAUGGCCUGGAAUCGUCCUGCUCGUUACAAUUAUCUGCUACGUUGCAUUCUUCUCUUCUGGGGUUGCUACUAUGGGAUGGAUUGGUACCGAGCUCAUUCCACUAGAGGUUCGUGCGGUUGGAACUAUGUUGAACACCGUAACUUGCUGGUCUACGAACAUCAUCAUUGCAUCUACGUUCCUCUCCAUGAUGAAGGGCAUCACCCCAUCCGGCGCCUUUGGAUUCUACUGCGGGAUUUGCGUUGCCGGCUGGAUCUUCAUCAUUUUCUGCUAUCCGGAAUGCAAGGGAAUGCCGUUAGAGGCUAUUCGAGAGGUCUUUGCCCAUGGGUUUGGUGUGAAGUAUUCGAAGCAGUGGCAGAGGGAGAACAAGCACUUUGUGAAGCUGAAUACGCAGCAGAGUUUUACUCACUAG
Lindgomyces ingoldianus is the source of this 1626-nucleotide messenger RNA. RefSeq names its product putative transporter. The transcript has 4 exons. Lineage: Eukaryota; Fungi; Ascomycota; Dothideomycetes; Pleosporales; Lindgomycetaceae. Gene Ontology annotation, molecular function: myo-inositol:proton symporter activity. Bases 1 to 1626 code for a protein of 541 amino acids. Gene Ontology annotation, cellular component: membrane. Gene Ontology annotation, biological process: transmembrane transport. The record is from RefSeq and is a predicted model, not a curated record.